GCAACAGAGCAUCAGAGUCUAGUUUUAGCCAUUUUUUUGUCUUUAUUUCUCCUCGACUAGAGUUGGGUCCGUCCUUUCGCAAGUCGCAACACAUUCACUGUUUCACCUCUCUUCUUUCUCUUCCUCCAUCUACCCAUUAACUAGAGAAAUCAUUAUUCUACUCACCAAACAGCAUUCUUAUCUCCCUCCCUCUCUUUCUCUUCUCUGCAUAAAAGCAAAGAGGAGAUAAAAGUGGGGAAAGAAAGAAAGGAAACUCUGCCAUGAAUGCACAUUUGCUUCCUUUACACCCAUCUCUUCCUUUACAGCGCUACUGAAAGAAGAAAGAAAAUCAUAUCGAAUCCUUCGCCAUGAAUGCUCUAUUGCUUGCAGUCCACAACACCUAUCCUCGUUUUCCCAAUCCUUCUCUCUAUGCUUCUAUCCAGUUUAUAUAACCGAAUCAGAAAAAAAACAACAAAAGCGCAUCCCCUGCCUCCCAAAAGAAAGCCGUUUUUGAUUUCUUUCCUUUAACUAAGAUAUCUCUCUAAAUGGUGAAGAACCCAUCUCCCCAAGACCCAGAAACCAUGUCUUACUGGGAAGCCUUGAAGAAGAUCAAGCGUCUGAAACCUCAAGAACACUCUUUGGGAAUUCUUGGGUUUUUUGUAGUUACUGUCUUUUGCUUUCUUUGCUGCUUCUUCUACCUGGAUUAUAAGAUUGUUUCUCGAGGGUUUCGACAUCGGGAACACUUGCAUCAAUUUUCUUGGGUGGGAUUUGUUGGCUCGGGUAGAGCUGAAAGACUGGAAUUUCUGGAAACAGGUAGUGAACAGUGUGAUUUGUUCAAUGGAGAAUGGGUUUGGGAUGAACGGUAUCCACUGUAUCAGUCCAAAGAUUGCAGAUUUCUUGAUGAAGGAUUUCGAUGUUCUGAAAAUGGAAGGCCUGAUUCUUUCUACACUAAAUGGCGAUGGCAACCCAAAGAUUGCAAUUUGCCCAGAUUUGAUGCAAAGAAGAUGCUGGAGAAGCUUCAGAACCGGCGGCUGGUAUUUGUUGGUGAUUCAAUUGGAAGAAACCAAUGGGAAUCCUUGCUCUGUAUGCUCUCAUCAGUAAUUCCUAACGAGGAUUCAAUCUAUGAAGUGAAUGGAAAUCCAAUCACAAAGCAUAAAGGGUUCUUAGUGUUCAAGUUCAGCGACUACAAUUGUACUGUGGAGUAUUACAGAGCCCCAUUUCUAGUGCUGCAGAGCAGACCACCACCAGGAGUUCCAGGAAAGGUAAAGACAACCUUAAAGUUGGAUGAAAUGGAUUGGAACUCGGUACGAUGGAGAGAUGCAGAUGUUCUCGUCUUCAAUACUGGGCAUUGGUGGAACUUUGAGAAGACCAUUAGAGGGGGUUGUUAUUUUCAAGAAGGGAAGAACGUAAAGUUUGAUAUGAGUGUAGAAAGUGCAUAUCAGAGGUCAAUCGAGACCUUGGUUGAUUGGAUUGGUAGGGAAGUGAAUACGAGCAAGACUCGGAUCUUUUUUCGCACCUUUGCCCCUGUGCAUUUCAGUGGUGGUGAUUGGAGGACUGGAGGGAGUUGUCACUUGGAGACACUUCCUGAAUUGGGCUCAUCACGGGUGUCAUCCCAAUCGUGGUGGUCUCAGUUCAGCAUAGCCAGUGACGUACUAAACACACACUCAAAUAAGUCACAGAUGUUGGGUUUAGAUGUGUUGAAUGUAACUCAUAUGACUUCACAAAGGAAAGAUGGUCAUUCAUCCUUGUACUAUCUGGGGCCUAAGAACGGCCCUGCUCCCAUACACAGGCAGGAUUGUAGUCAUUGGUGCCUACCUGGGGUCCCUGAUGCAUGGAAUGAGCUGCUGUAUGCACUCUUCCUGAAAUGGGAAGUUGCUCACACUGACAACUCCGCAGUAUCUCAGUCACAUGAUAUGUGAAGAAGCUCUCUCAAGUCUCAAUCACACAUAGGUGGCAGGACUGCGAUAAAUCAGAAUGAUGACCAGCUUGGGUUUAUUUUUGAAGCGUUCAGAGAAUUGAACAUUGUUGUGAUAUAUUUUGAUGAGGUCUUGACAAAGGUUCAAGUCCUUUAAUUUUUGUCAGAAUAGUUAGAUAUCAAGCUGCUGAAUCACACCAAUUUUCUGAAACCUGUUGGUGGUGGUUGAUGCUUCAUACAUACAGAAAAGCCCAUUUUCUGGGGCAGGUACACUCGCACCAUUUUUGUGCCAUAUUGGUAAUAUGAUAGAUAGAGAAUAGUAAAGGUAUGUCAUUGCAACCCGGUCCCCUUGCAUACUCUCAAAGAAAUAAUGUAAUUAAUCAAUAGUCUACUGUUGUCUAUUGUAAUUUGUACAAAGAAAGAAUGAAAUAUGUUUGCCCUUUUUUUGGUU
Macadamia integrifolia is the source of this 2345-nucleotide messenger RNA. Its product is annotated as protein trichome birefringence-like 10. The transcript is spliced from 4 exons. Gene Ontology annotation, molecular function: O-acetyltransferase activity. Bases 525 to 1898 code for a protein of 457 amino acids. NCBI's taxonomy places the organism in Eukaryota, Viridiplantae, Streptophyta, Magnoliopsida, Proteales, Proteaceae. The record is from RefSeq and is a predicted model, not a curated record. Gene Ontology annotation, cellular component: Golgi apparatus.